Marchantia polymorpha subsp. ruderalis is the source of this 2723-nucleotide messenger RNA. NCBI's taxonomy places the organism in Eukaryota, Viridiplantae, Streptophyta, Marchantiopsida, Marchantiales, Marchantiaceae. The record is from the annotation of a GenBank genome assembly.
GAGCCUUAAUAUUGAUCAAUUUAUAUCCUUAAAACAUAUAUGAUGGAUAAUUUCCAACUAGUUUGUUUGCUAAAACUUCUGAAGAAAUCUCGAGCUUGUAUUUUUUCGUUCUAAAAAACGAACAAUUCCACCUUAUGAUAUCCAACACCUACCAAUGGAGAUCUCAUAAAGUUCCAUCGCCAUCGGUAAGGGCUGUAGGGAAGCACGGGAAAGAGUUUAUUUUAGAGGAUUAUUACUAGUGGCAAACUUUGGGGUAGAAAUCUAACUAAUAAAGUAUUUUCAAAACACAAGCGACAAAAAUUGAACAUUUUUCGUGGGGUACCAGCGUUGAUUAGUGACUAUAUGCAUAUACGAGACGAUGCUACCUAGAUUUAAUCUAUUAUACAAGUUAAUAUACUCGAAUGCAUUCCACUCAUAAAUGUUAGUUUACAUUAAUUAUAGAAUGAAGAUUUAUGAUAGCACUCCCGGAGAUGUAUACAUUCAAGUGGAAAGCCUUAGACUCGUUGAAUACACCUCCUCGAUUGGCAUCGCCGAGUUACUGGAUGAGUCACCAUCGUCUUGCUCUGCACUUGGGCCUCCCAUCGAACCUUGCGUAAAACGUAAAAAAAUUCCUUUCUUUAAGAUACGGGAGGAUCCCGGACCUUCACACGCUCAAUCGUGUCAGAAGGGGAAGUCCUCCAACGCACAGCAGGACCUGUACCCUAUUGUGUCUAUUCUCACGUCUGAACCUCCACCUGCAAGAAUAGACACUUAUCAAAGGUACCGUAUUAUGUCCCCUCGGGUACACAUGGGAAGAAGUGCCGAUGCACCAUCGAUCUGGUCUGCUCGAGCGCAGGUACUCGAAAAUCACACAAGGCCCUUGUACGAGUACUCAUGACUCAUAAGCCGCCAAUGAUUCAGGGCAGUCUGAUGAUAACCAUGCUGUGUGUGUAGUUCAAGGAAACCCAGGUUUCACUGCAGGUUUGCUGCUGCUCCGCUCGCCCCGAAGGUACGAGGCAGCCAGCACAGCAGCUACGCCAGAUGAUUGUCAUCUGUGGAUUUUAUUUGGUAGGGCCGCUAGCCUUGUGCGGUGGAUGGAUAAACACACGCAAAAGGUACUGGUGCUGUACCCUCGAGCCACGGUAGGGUCAUGGGCCGUGACUCACUUUAUCGGAUGGCUUGCACCCCCAACUGCUGGCGUGCAAUCACUGUUGGGCUGCCCACUCUCCUCCUCAUCCUCCUCCCUCCCUCCCUCCCUCCGUCCCUCCCUCCCACCUCCUCGUCCUCCUCCCCCCCCUCCCUGCGGCUCUGGCAGCAGCACUCUUCCGUUGUCCCGUCCUCCCGAUCGCUGCAUGGUGGCAGCAUGGAUGCCGGUCACAGAAACGCAUUUGAAACUCUACUCGUGUCACCGCUCUUGCUCCUCUCGCCCUUGUCUCCCGGCCUCGCUUUUUGUCAGACAUAUUCCUGGGUACAUCUCCAGGAGCUUCCCAACUUUCAAGGACGAAGACGACGACGACGGCGACGGCGACAGGCAGUAUCUCGCCGCUCUGCUCUUCCCUGCUGCAUCGACCAACUACCGGGGCUUGCUUGCUCCUCCUGCUUCUCCUGCAGCAGUAGUCUCAUUCAACGGCACCACCAGGCGUACAUUCAGCCCUCUGUCCAUUUCCCAUGUGCGAUCUACAAUUUGACCCGAAGACGACAAAAGGCACUGUAACCUUUUUAAUCUUCGACAUGAAAUUUCACGACCGACCGAGCGACCGAGCAGAGCGGUUUGUCUUCUUUAAUGAGUACAAGCUUGAUGUCAUGAUCAAUCUCCAGCCUUCAAGCUCCUCAGAUUUGUUGUACUGAGCGAGUGGCGAAAGUGAAAUCAGGCGCAGCAUAUCCCCUGCAGAUUAGCUUUCUCGGAUAGGAUCCGUUCCCUGUUCCGGGUUCGAGCAGCGGUUUUCAAACCAUCAGACGCAGGAUCAAUCUGACCUGCGAGCCCACCUCAUAAACCCCAGAAGUUGAACCAGAUAACAGCAGCCUCUUUUCCCCGGCUCCAGAAGGGUUGACCACGGAAUGUAAUGCUGGAAGGUAAUGAUGGCCAAAGAAUCCCAAAGGAAACCAUGAGUUCGAGCUCGGAGCAGAUAUUAACACCUGGACUGGUAAUUGACUUUGUCGGAGGUAGAAUUACACCGUGCGAGAGAGGAAUUGACGUGUAGACUCGUCGGUGGUGGUAGUGGUGGCGGAAAGAAUGCUUGGAAAUUCUGUGUUCCAGCCUGAGCGCAUAUCGUUAAUCGAGACCGUCCUCUAGUCUCGCGCCUUCGAAGACUCGAGUCCAAAGCAAUUCUGCAAGUGCACGGUCCGAGCAAUCCGGGGGCGGGCGUCCCGUACGCGUUCGGGCUGUCUCUCAUGAUGCAGACAGCGUGUCUCUGCAUCCCGGCAGCUGCUGCGUCGGUCGUCGAGCGGUAGUAGGAGUGGUGAUGUUGUGGCGAGCGACGAGCUGGCGAGAAGAGUUGAUGGGGCGUACUGUGAUCGAGCGAGUAGGUGAUCGGUCAGUGUGAUUGUUCCGAAGGUCGUGCUUGAGUGUUUGGAAGCGCAGACAUGCCUGAUCAUUGGACCACAAUUUGUUAGUCUCGCUGAUUGAUGGAAGCAGCAUCUCGUGCAGUAUAUAUAUGCAGUGCAUGUUUAAAGCUUCUUUAUCUUUUCCAGCCCCAUGAUGCAUCUCUGUCUACCCCGUUCUGCACAGCUUGCGCGUGCUCAUG